Molecule: messenger RNA, 1333 nt
Organism: Drosophila arizonae
Lineage: Eukaryota; Metazoa; Arthropoda; Insecta; Diptera; Drosophilidae
Product: rRNA methyltransferase 3, mitochondrial
Biological process (GO): RNA processing
Molecular function (GO): RNA methyltransferase activity; RNA binding
Source: RefSeq, a predicted model, not a curated record
UACCGGCAAAGUUUACAAAGAUGUUUUACAACGUUGUUAGACGAGCCAUUCAAACACACAUAAAAAAUGUGAAUAAAUAUCAAAUAGUGCGGCUCAGCAGUAGCUCCCCUGGUGGCGUAAAAGAUGAUAUMAAGGAUGCGCUGGAUAUUGAGGCGAAUUUGUUUGAAAACUCAAUGGUGCAACAUCAGCCGGUGAGCACGCGGGAGGYUUUACGCAAGCAUAAACCAACGUUAAUUAGUAAACAGAAGCGAGAGCCAAACAAAAAGAAAGACGUAGCUGCGGAUACAACAGCAACACCGGCACCAGUAAAAAAAACAGCUCCAGUUAAGCGUGCGCCUACGCCGCUAAUUAAGGACAGCGAAUUAAAUUUAGAGUUCCUGCGGCUCACCUUGCAGGACCCGUUAAUGAGCACCUUGCUGACCGAAGUGCGUUCACGCAAACGUCGCGACAAAAACAAACAGAUCAUUGUCGAGGGGCGACGUCUCAUACAGGAAGCCCUUCAAUCUGGCUUGAAAAUGCUUUCCUUAUUCUUUAGCCAAAAGGAUCAAUUGGCCCUGUUGCGGGAUCAAGUGGCGCAGGCUCAACAAGAACAAAACACAAAAAUCUACAAAGUGCCGCAACAUGAUCUGAAAACAUGGUCUUCGCUAGUAACACCUCCCGGACUCUUGGCAAUAUUUGAACGUCCCCCUCCGCAAGGCCUACAACAGCGGCAGGACAUAGAGCCCUUACCCAUUACAGUGGUGUGCGACAAUAUACGUGAACCCAACAACUUGGGCAGCAUAAUAAGAACCUGCGCUGCUGUGCCCUGCAGCCAGGUGGUGGUCACACACGGCUGCUGUGAUCCCUGGGAAUCCAAGGCGUUGCGCGGCGGCUGUGGYGGCCAAUUCCGUUUGCCCAUACAUGAUGAUGUCACCUGGGAGCAGCUGCCACUGCACAUACCAGCAGAGGUAGCCGAUACUUGUCAUGUCUUCAUUGCCGAAAAUAAUCCGUCAAAAACGGCGAAACGUGCAGGCAGAACUGUAGACUACGCUGAAUUGGAUCAGACAGGCGCGCACAAUGUUCUAAUCAUUGGAGGAGAGAGUCAUGGCGUAAGCGAUGAUGCUUACAGUUUCAUGAAACUGGUGGGCAACAGGGGCAAGUGUGUCUAUAUUCCCCUUGCAGCGGGCAUUGACAGUCUGAAUGUUGCAUCCGCCCUCACUUUAAUACUAUUUGAGCUGCGCAAAAAACUAAUCAAUAAAACGAACGAUUAGUUAAAAUAAGUAUGCAGCUUAAAUUGAUAUAGUUUUAUGUCAAAAUAUAAAGUACAAUCGACUAAACGGAUUCUUUAAUUUAA